Molecule: messenger RNA, 3165 nt
Organism: Eufriesea mexicana
Lineage: Eukaryota; Metazoa; Arthropoda; Insecta; Hymenoptera; Apidae
Product: mutS protein homolog 4
Exons: 16
Coding region: 1-3165 (1054 amino acids)
Biological process (GO): reciprocal meiotic recombination; mismatch repair
Cellular component (GO): nucleus
Molecular function (GO): ATP binding; ATP-dependent DNA damage sensor activity; mismatched DNA binding
Source: RefSeq, a predicted model, not a curated record
AUGAACGUAAUAAGAACCGAAACGAUUUUAAAACCACCGAAUAAACGAAAUACAGCCCGACCACGGGAAGAAUUCAAUUUGCCAUUAAUGAAACGUCACUUGGAAUUUGAUAUGGGGAAACAGCGAAGAACAAAUUGGAAAUCAGCAAACUCGAGUUCCUCGAAAAGCCCAAAAUAUCGAAGUACAAGACGUAAUCAGGCCAUUCCGAUAUCAUCGUCUUUCUUAACCAGUACUUCGCGCAAUUACGUUUCUAAAUCUGGGACAAGAACCACUACGGGUGGUGGUUCGAGCUUGCUUGAAUCUGUUGCUAGUGGCACCGUUCUCGCGAUAACGACCGGUCGAGGUGAUGCGAGAUCCGAAGUGGGGAUAGCCGCGCUGAACAUCCAAUGUCCGCACAUUAUUCUUUGUCAAAUCAGCGAUUCUCAAACCUAUAUUAACACUUUGAGCAAAUUAUAUUUAUUUGACCCGAUAGAAGUUCUAAUGCCAGACACAAUGUGUGAACGUAUUACAGGUAGAAAUGUCCUUCAUCGUUCGAUAAUAGACAAGUUCCCUGAAGUAGAAGUCACAGCAAUAUCUCGCGUACACUUCAACGAUACAAUAGGAUUGGAGCGAAUAAAAUCUCUUUGCAACCCUGAAUACUCUUCGGUGGAAUUAUUUGUUAAACAAAAAUAUUAUGCAUUAGCUGCAGUUGCAGCGCUAUUGAAAUACAUUGAGUACGCUCAACGCAUUGUUUACACUCCAAAAUCAAUGAAAAUCGAAUUUCAAGGAUCCCCGAAUGCUACCAUGAUAGAUUUGGAAAGCGCACGGAGCUUGGAAUUAGUUCAGUCGCAAUGUGGUCAACGAAAUAUCAGUUUAUUGUGUAGCUUGGACCGAUGUUCGACGCCUAUGGGUAGAAAACUUUUACGUGCAAAUAUACUUCAACCUCCUUGUGAAGAACGCACAAUUUUUGAGCGCCAAGCUGCUGUUGCCGAACUUGUAUCCAACCAUUCGCUACGUGCACUUAUUCAGCCUAUAGUACGCCGACUUUAUGGUGCUGAUAGACUUUUAAUUUUAUCGACAACGCCUAUUUUACAUGAAAACAACGUCCAAAACGCAGAACAGAAUUUAAAUUAUGUUUUAUUAUUGAAAAAUUUAUUAGAUGUUGUUCCCGAACUUGAAAAGAUAUUACUAACGGGUGAAAGCCAACUUUUCUGUAGCAUGCGAAAGAAACUGGAAAGUGACGAAUUUAGACUAAUGCGAGAAAGGAUUCUCGAAACAAUACAUCCAGAUGCAAAAUUCGUAACAGGAUAUUCAUCUUCAAAUAUGCAACGUUGCUUCGCUAUCAAAGCAGGAAUUAAUGAUCUAUUAGAUAUUGCCCGACAAACCUAUUGCGAGUUAAUCGACGACAUGAAAACUAUGGUGGAAAACUUGGCAUCUAAAUAUAAAUUAACUUUGUCUUUGAGCUGCAACGCUUCUCUGGGCUAUCAUAUUCAAGCAAUAUUACCUCGAAAUUCAAACACUAAUAUCUUUGAUCCACCAUCUGAGUUCAUAGAGGUACGAAGGAAUAAACGAAUGUAUACUAUGACUACCAAUGCAAUCGCAAUAUUGAGUCAACAGUGUAAAAUUGCGUGCGAAGAAUUACAUCUAAUGAGCAACGUACUUCUCUGUGACUUGUUGCAACGUAUCCGAGAAUAUAUUGGCUGUUUAUUUCAAUUAAGUACGGAUAUUGCAGAAUUGGAUCUGAUAAUAUCUCUUGCUCAAAUCAGUUCUCUUCAAACAUAUGUGAGACCAUCGUUCGGAACGAAACUAGAAUUAUGUGAUUCGAGACAUCCAAUAAUGGAUGUUCUUGGCCUCGAUGGCCCUGUACCUAAUAACAUUAAUGCAUCGAUACCUCAGAAUUUAUGUGUAAUCUCAGGACCUAAUAUGAGCGGCAAAUCAACAUAUCUUAAACAAAUUGUUUUAUUACAUAUAAUGGCACAACUCGGCUGUUUCGUACCGGCUAAAAAAGCAAUGUUUCGUAUAGCAGAUCUCAUAUUCUGUAAAAUAGCCGUUCGCGAUGAUAUCGAAUGCAAUGCGUCCACAUUCGCCCUUGAAAUGAAAGAAGCACAAUAUAUUUUAAGAUCUGUCACACCAACUUCGUUGAUCGUUUUAGACGAAUUAUGCAAGGGUACUGCUAUCGAAGAAGGUGCUUCAAUUGCAUGGGCUAUAUGUGAAAAACUUCUAAAUACAACUGCUUUUAUUUUUGCUGCCACUCAUUAUUCUUAUCUGACAAAACUAGCAGAUUUGUACCACAAUGUGACAAAUCAAUAUUUCGAAACGAUAAACAAUCGAGAAUUAGAAAUCAAUAAUUGCCAUGACAGAUUAACCUAUACUCAUCGAUUAAAAUAUGGUGUGGCACCUACUGAUGACUAUGGUAUUGUUUUAGCUGAAUUAUCCGGCUUACCAAUAUCAGUUAUAGAGAAAGCACGAAAAUAUGCUUCUGCGCGAAUGAUUGUUGAUCAAAUUACAACGAGGUCGAAUAAAUGGGAAAAAUCAUGUUAUACCAUACUAAUUAGCUUGCACGAGCUUUUAGAAGCUGAUAAAAUUCGUAAAGAACAAGUAAUUUCGCUUGCUCAGUGCUUCUUAAAACUUUGGAAACAAAAAAAUUGCAAAAAGGAUGUACAAGUAGUAGAAAAAAUAACAGAUGGAAAUAAAAUUAACGCACAAGAAAACAAUGAACAUAUAGUACAUAUAUCCGGUAUAACCACGUGUUCUACACCUAUCGAUAAAACGAAACAACAUACGUAUGAAACUGCAAUUUGUACAAAUAUUGAAUCUGUAGAGAUUUCUACGGACUCAACAAAACAUAACGAAGUUUACACAUCGCAUAGCUAUUCGUUUAAUUCAAUCGAUCAUUUAUCUUUUUCCUCAAUAACAACUAACAAUAUUUCUGAAAAACAUUUGUCAACGCCUGAUAAUUUAAAAUGUCGGUUCGAUAAAGAACUAGAUGAACCUUCUAAUUGUACGUGUUCUACUAUCGAUAGAAUUAUUCCUCCUUCAUCGCUUAAUGUAUCUCGCGAAAUAUCAUCGAUGGAAAUGUCGACAUCAAAGAUGGAGAAACCAACGUUGAAACUGUACGAGUAUUGUCUCUCAGAUGAUGAUUUCGAACUAUCCGAUAUUUCUCAUAACUCAACUUUUACACAUUAA